AUGCUCUUCAUCACCCACCGGCCGGGUCAGAGCCCGUCAUCCACUGAGAAACUUAGCUGGCGGCGUCGCCUCCUGCACGCCCUCGUCGAGUUGCGGUUCCAGGAGAACGAGGAGGCGUCCAGGCUACGGUUCGAGCCGUCCAUACCAGAGUUCGAGGUCAGGCAGGCUGUUCCCAGUACGCGCUCCUGCACGGCGCCGUCCCAACUGUUUGCCGACGCAGCUAAGAGCCCCGUGCUCCGUUGA
Colletotrichum spaethianum is the source of this 243-nucleotide messenger RNA. RefSeq lists its product as uncharacterized. The coding region runs from base 1 to 243 and encodes 80 amino acids. The transcript has a single exon. Lineage: Eukaryota; Fungi; Ascomycota; Sordariomycetes; Glomerellales; Glomerellaceae. The record is from RefSeq and is a predicted model, not a curated record.